Pedinophyceae sp. YPF-701 is the source of this 1152-nucleotide messenger RNA. Lineage: Eukaryota; Viridiplantae; Chlorophyta; Pedinophyceae. The record is from the annotation of a GenBank genome assembly.
AUGGCGGCGUACGUGGACAGCCUCGCGGGGCGCGUGCACGGGCGCGACGAGCUCCUGAGUUCGCUCCGGGAGCUGCACGCGGCGCGCCUGUGGCACCAGCUCACGGACGCGCUCGAGACGGUCGUGGAGGACGAGGCGUUCCAGCAGGACGGGCUCCUCGCGGGCAUGUGGGACGACUUCAUCGCCGGCUUUGCGCUCAAGCUGAACCCGCUCCGGUGCGCGCGCAUCGGCGUGAAAAUGGCCGGAUCCUUCGCGGCACCCGCGCAGGCGAUGGAGUUCGUGCAGAAGAUCAAGGACAAGCUGUCGAGCGACAAGGGGCGGAAGCACCCCAUCGACGACUGCCUCCUGUACCUCGACAUGAACAUCGCGCUCCUGCAGCUCCAGCGCGGCGAGACGCAGGCCUGCCGCGACGCCGUCGACGACGGCACUGUGCGCCUGGGGCGCCUGAGCGAGCCCGACCCGACGGUGUCCGCCUCGGUGCACUGGGCGGCCUCGCAGUACCACAAGUCCCGGAAGGACUUCGCGGAGUUCUUCCGCUCCGCGAUGCAGUACCUCUCGUCCGUCCCGUACGAGUCCCUGGCACCCAUGGUGCGCCUCCCGCUCGCGGUCGACGUCGCGCUCGCGGCGCUGCUCGGCGAGGGCGUGUUCAACUUCGGCGAGAUCCUCCUCCACCCGAUCAUCAAGGAACUCGAGUCCGGCCAGUAUAAGUGGCUGGGGGACAUGCUCAAGUGCUUCAACAACGGAGACCUCCACGAGUACGACGCGCUGUGCCGGCGCGAGGCCGCGGCGCUGAACGCGCAGCCCGCGCUGGUGGCCAACGAGCGCGCGCUGCGCGAGAAGGUCACGAUUCUGUCGCUGCUGGUGCUCAUCUUCGAGACGCCUGCGGAGAAGCGCACGAUCCCGCUUGAGACGAUCGCGCGCGGCGCGAAGCUCGACACCGAGGGCGUGGAGCAGCUGCUGAUGCGGUGCCUGAGCCUGGGGCUGAUCAAGGGGACCAUUGAUCAGGUGGGGGGGGUGGUGCAGGUGACGUGGGUGCAGCCGAGGGUGCUGACGCUGCCGCAGCUCGCGCAGAUGCAGGAGCGCCUCGGGACGUGGCUCGGGAAGGUCGAGGCCGCGGCCGCGAACCUCGAGAGCGCCGUCGUCGUCGAGUGA